AUGCUGGCUGUUCGAGGUGAACUGGGAGAAGAUUCUAUUUUGUCCUGUGUCCCUAAAAAUGGUGAUGUGUAUGAAGUAUCAUUGAUUGACAUUGAGUCUGCAAGAGUCAUAGUCGAUAAAGAAUUGAAGAUUGAUAAUCAGCCAAUUUUUGUUCGUCACCUGUCCUCAAAGAUGAUUUUGAUAUUGAUGCAAGUUGUUCAAGUAGUCCUGGAAACGUUUUGGGGUGACUCUUUUAUUAAUCAAUAUCAACAUCUUUGGGAUGGUGAUAUUUACGGCUCUUGUGAUUCUGUUAGUCAUAGACGUGGUUGUGCAAUUCUAGUGUCUAAACAUUUUUCAAAAAGUGUUUCCUUGGUUUUUUCAUCGAAUGAUGGAAGGUUCCUUAUGUGUUCUUUUGAGCGAGAUGCGGUUGAUUUUAACAUUGUAUCUUGCUAUGCUCCAAACGCAGAGGAUGAUAGACCCAAAUUUCUCGAGCGUCUUGAAUCUGAUACUCCUAGUGAGAAAUGUAUGAUUUGCGGAGAUUUUAAUGAUGUGAUGAAUCCUUUCUGUGAUCGUGCUAAAGGAAUGGCUUCCUUUGGUGUUGGAUCGUCCUGUCUUAGUGAUUUUGUUGAUCACUGUAAGUUGAUUGAUUGUUGGCGCUUUUUCAACCCAUUUAGCGCGUCUUUACAAGACAGCAGACUGUACUCGGCGAUUUAA
Lottia gigantea (owl limpet) is the source of this 693-nucleotide messenger RNA. RefSeq lists its product as hypothetical. The coding region runs from base 1 to 693 and encodes 230 amino acids. Gene Ontology annotation, molecular function: catalytic activity. NCBI's taxonomy places the organism in Eukaryota, Metazoa, Mollusca, Gastropoda, Lottiidae. The transcript is spliced from 2 exons. The record is from RefSeq and is a predicted model, not a curated record.